AUGCCAUUUGGUCUCACAAAUGCCCCUGCCGCUUUCCAACAUUUCAUGAACGAUUUGUUCAGGGACCUAAUAGACGUAAAUGUAGUAAUCUACCUGGACAACAUCCUGAUCUUCUCAGACAAACUGGAAGAACAUCCAAACCACGUGAGAGAAGUCCUGUCCCGCCUAAUGAGGAACCAACUGUUCUGCAAGUUGUCUAAAUGCCACUUCCAUGUUACCACAGUAGACUAUCUAGGCAUUGUAAUCUCCCCUGCUGGAUUUUCCAUGGAUCAGAAGAAAGUCAAGGCUGUCACGUCAUGGCCCACCCCCAGGACAGUCAAACAAGUCCAGGCCUUUUAG
Molecule: messenger RNA, 339 nt
Organism: Rhizoctonia solani
Lineage: Eukaryota; Fungi; Basidiomycota; Agaricomycetes; Cantharellales; Ceratobasidiaceae
Product: Retrotransposable element Tf2 protein
Exons: 1
Coding region: 1-339 (112 amino acids)
Source: RefSeq, a predicted model, not a curated record